AUGCCCCCUUCCUACCACCACGACUACCCCUACGUCCCCCCGCCCGUGCCCAUGGACACCAUGGACCCCAUACCCCCACCGCCGCCCGUAGCUCACAAAGUGUGGAUUUUGGACUGCAAGGGCUGUGGGAUGUUCUUGACGAAUCGUGGGAUGAAGGCAGUACUGCUUUUACGGCCAAAUGUACCCCUCUACUCCACCGACGCGCUGCCGAUCAAUUGCUCCGCCUACGCGCCUUCCUCGAGUGUCCGCGUUCCCCCUCCGACAAGCGGCCCACCCGUCGCACCGACGGCCACAGUCGAUGGUCCCUUGACCCACCCAGACGAGUGCCCCGCACCGCCGACCUCUCCCGAGCGCACAAGCUCGCGUUCGUGCGAAUGCCUCACUCAGACGCUCUGCUGCCACGGCUGCGGGACCCCUGUUGGUUACAUGAUUGUGAGCCCGUGCCGGCGGUGCACGUCGUCCAUCUCGGUCAGCAACCGGACAACGAACGGCCAUCGCUUCGUGUUCUACUCAGCCGAAGUGACGGCGGAGGAGAGGCACUACGUCGCGGGCGAGCGUGGGGUCAUCCCGUUCCACCCGCCGGCGACGGCUCCCACUGCGCAGUCGACCGCGGUUUCCAGGCACCCGGGGUUCAGUCCUGCGCUGUUCUAUACGUACACGAUGGGCGCGGCGCAGGGGCUGACGCGCACGAAUGACCCCGCGAGCACUUCCGAGGGCCGGGACCAGCUGCUGAUGCAUGCGACGGAGAGUAUGUCGCAGGCGCACUCCCGCACGCUCUCGGCGACCAGCUCUGAUUCGAUGCCGCCGCUCAUGGACCCUGAAAGCCCAUUCCGGCACGUGCACUCGAGCCCGCCGUCGCCAUCGCGCCCCUCCCCGCCCCCGCCUACUCGCGCCGUGUCGUCCCAUCCCACCAAUGCCCCGAACUCGCCACACCUGGACGUCACAAGCGGUCCGCCUGCGCCGCCCGAAGCGCCAGUAAGGCUGCGGGUGGGCGAGGUGCUGCACUGGCACAACCUUGUGCGCAGUGGCGAGAUUCCGCCGGUGUGUGACGACGCGCGGGCACGGAGGAAGGGCUUGGGUGUGGACGCGAAGAGCUGUGCGCAGGAGGCCAAGGACGAACGGAAGCGUGCUGCAGCGACGAAGCCCCCCGUCUUCGCAGGCCGAUGA
This is a messenger RNA of Postia placenta MAD-698-R-SB12, 1167 nucleotides long. RefSeq lists its product as hypothetical. Bases 1 to 1167 code for a protein of 388 amino acids. The record is from RefSeq and is a predicted model, not a curated record. The transcript is spliced from 3 exons. NCBI's taxonomy places the organism in Eukaryota, Fungi, Basidiomycota, Agaricomycetes, Polyporales, Adustoporiaceae. Gene Ontology annotation, cellular component: cytosol.